GCCAUGCAGGCUAGCGGGCGGCGGUGCAUCGUGUGCGCGGCGGGGGAGGCGGCCAAGUACCGGUGCCCGGGCUGCAGGGCCAGCUAUUGUUCGGUGCCUUGCUACAGGAAGCACAAAGAACAAUGCCUAUCAAAAGCAGAUCCCCUUCCACGGCCUGGGAGUACAGAGGUUUUGAGGGGUGUUCAGAGGGAGAAAUCAUUCGACGCUGAAGCAAGUCCUUGGCCAGCGGGUGACAUUUUGACAGACGAUGAGGAGGAAGAUAAGGUGCCUUUGCAGAACCUCCAGCGCCUAAAGGACUCGGAAGAGCUGCAAGGCCUUCUCCUCAAUCCCCACCUCCGGCAGCUGCUUCUGACUGUCGACCAGGCCACAGACAAGAGCUCCCUCAUGAGGAAGUGCAUGCAAGAGCCGCUGUUUGUGGAGUUUGCCGACUGCUGCCUGCAGAUCGUUGAGCCGCCUGAGAAGGAGAAGGAGCUUCUGGAAUGAAACUGGGUCAGGGACAGACAGAGGAUGGGAGGAGAGAGUUUGUGCCCCCCCGCUCUCAGUCUCUUUCUUUUGGAGAUGCCACUGCUGGCUCUGGGCCUCAAUUUGGGGGAGGGGAGUGUUUAUAUCCCAGACGCCAUUUUUCUUUCCUGCUCCAAAUGCCACCUUCCAGUUUUAGCUAUCUUGGAAAUGGUAUCUAAGAAGUGUUAGAUUUGUAACAUGUGGAAGGCUGCUUCGUGAUUAAAGUGGGGCUUCCCUACCUGUUUAAAACCCAGAUUGUACACUUCAUUGGAACUGUGGUGAAGUCAGACUUCUAGUGGGCCCAGUCAGGCCAAAAUGGGUUGCAGAUUAGCUUAGACACAAAGGUGAAAACCAUCCCUGGGCUUGUGUGGCUUCUGGGUGAAAACCAUCCCUGGGCAUGUGUGGCUUCCAAAACCCACAAACGGAGGCCAUCCUAAUUCACCAAGGGGCUUAAAAAAUACUUCUUGUUCAUCUUCCUUUGACCAGGGCGGGGGAGCCCAACCAGGACUGUGGCAGAGAAAGUCUGUUUAAGAUCAUUAGAAAACAUUCCUAAAACAAUGCUGCCUUUAAUUCA
Molecule: messenger RNA, 1075 nt
Organism: Heteronotia binoei (common prickly gecko)
Lineage: Eukaryota; Metazoa; Chordata; Lepidosauria; Squamata; Gekkonidae
Gene: ZNHIT3
Product: zinc finger HIT-type containing 3
Exons: 5
Coding region: 4-483 (159 amino acids)
Biological process (GO): box C/D snoRNP assembly; maturation of LSU-rRNA from tricistronic rRNA transcript (SSU-rRNA, 5.8S rRNA, LSU-rRNA); snoRNA localization
Cellular component (GO): pre-snoRNP complex; nucleus
Molecular function (GO): protein binding
Source: RefSeq, a predicted model, not a curated record